Molecule: messenger RNA, 1713 nt
Organism: Cladocopium goreaui
Lineage: Eukaryota; Dinophyceae; Suessiales; Symbiodiniaceae
Source: the annotation of a GenBank genome assembly
AUGGCGGACAAGUCUGAGAACCCCAUGCGUCAGAUCCGGGUGGAGAAGCUGGUGCUGAACAUCAGCGUGGGCGAGAGCGGCGAUCGCUUGACGCGCGCCGCAAAGGUCCUGGAGCAGCUCACGGAGCAGCAGCCGGUCUUUUCGAAGGCCCGGAUGACCAUCCGCCAGUGGAGCGUGCGACGGAACGAGAAGAUCGCCUGCCACGUGACCGUGCGGGGCGAGAAGGCCGAGGAGAUCUUGGAGAAGGGCCUCAAGGUGAAGGAGUACGAGCUGCGCAAGAAGAACUUCGCCCGGAACGGCAGCUUCGGCUUCGGCAUCACGGAGCACAUUGAUUUGGGCAUCAAGUACGACCCUGGCACCGGUAUCUACGGCAUGGACUUCUACGUGCACCUCUCCCGGCCCGGCAGCCGUGUGAAGAACCGCAAGUUGAAGGUGGGAAAGGUGGGCUGUGCUCACAAGCUGAAGAAGGUCAACAUUGCUUGCAUUCUUCUUAGGCAAGUUUUCCAGCAGGCAAUGGUUGAGUACAGGCCACCCGCCGCGCCACCAGCGCCGGCGGACAUGAUUUCCACUGGGCUGCAAGAACUUGAGGAGUUGAUCACUCCGUGCAAGUGCGAAGGGACCAGCCGUGCGGGCACGGAAGGCGGUGGCUUUGGCGCUGCUGGCGCUAGCAUGGGUCACGGGGACAUCGAGAAAUACGGGAAUUCCAACGUGGGAUUUGAUGGUUUAGCCACCAGGUCAGUGGACCUUUGCUGGAAGGGGAGCACUGCAGAGGAAGCGGUCGACAAAACGACCUCCUGCGCGCCACGCACGCGGCUCCGCACGCGGCUCCGCACGCGGCUCCGGGCGGUGCCGGAACUCUGCGUCUUCGACUUGGACGCGUGUCUCUGGGAUAAGGAGAUGUUCGAGAUGCAGGAAAUUCCGAGCCCUCAGGAUGCGGUCAGAGGCGACUUGCUGGGCCGGAGUGAGGGAGUUCGAGGGGUCAUGAGUGGAAGUGAGAAGAUCUCCUUACAUCGAGGAGCUUUGAAAGCCUUGCAGAGCCAUGCUGAGGGUCUGUACCCUGGCAUGCGCAUAGCGGUGGCUAGCAGCGCGGAUACACCCUUUGCUGAGAAGGUCGGACGCAAGGCCUUGGCAAUGCUCGAGGUUCUGCCUGGCAUCAGCGUGUGGCAGAUGCUGUUGAAAGACUGGAACGGCGAGGAUGUGAACCAAAUUGGUCGACAACCACCACUGUCCUCCAACAAGGCUCAGACGCAUUUCCCACGACUCAAGGCUGCCACGGGAGUGCCCUUUGACAAAAUGCUUUUUUUCGACGACUGUUUGUGGGGUGACCACUGCGGCAUGGUGGCUGCCAGCUGCCGUGAAGCCAAUGGCAAGGGCGUGGUGACCGUCAGGAGCAAAGCGGUGGAGAAUGAUGCGUUGCUGCAGGUGGGGGGGCUGGAGCAGAUGUCCCUGUCCGCCGUAGCAGCAGGCGCCAGCAGCGCUUGGUUCACGGCCGUUCAGGAAGCCGCGGCACGGCGGCAGUACGUGGACCGCUUCAUGGAAGAUGAAGAACCGGUGGAUCCCACGACCACCGCGGAUGGGGCCGGGUUCAGCCUUGAGCAGGUCUUUGCCACCUUGGGAAUGCUACCGAACCUGCUGGUCUUAGCGCUCUUUGCGGGUGGUGUCAGGGAGUUCAUCGCCAGAGGAGGUGGCUUUGCUCGCAACGAAGACACCUGA